CCUGGCCCCCUGCCGCCUCGCUGGGGACAGGGCCUGCCCCGGGUCUCCACUAUGCCCCAGGCCUCGGAGCACCGACUGGGCCGGGCCCGUGAACAGCCCAUCAGUGUCCAGCCUCGGGCGGGAGCCAAGCUACCCAUCGGCUCCAGGGCGAGGAGCAAGGAGCGCCGAAGCCCAGCGCCUGCGCCUAACCCCAUGUUAAGGCCAUUGCCCCCUCGGCCCAGACCCCCUGAGGAAAGGUUCAAGAAGCUGGAGCUGGGGCGAGGGAGAAACUCAACCCCGCGUCCCAGGAGCCCUCUCCGGGCUGAUCAUGGAGUGCCCCUGCCCGGCUCACCACCUCCCACUGUGGCCCUGCCUCUGCCGUCCCGUACUAACCUGGCUCGUUCCAAGUCUGUGAGCAGUGGGGACUUGCGGCCGGUAGGGGCUUUGGGUGGACAUCGAGGCUGCGGGGAGCUCGGGGCCGCGCUGAGCCGCCUGACCCUCCGGCCUGAACCCCUGGUGCUGAGACGCAGCACCAUUCUUCGUCGACUUGGCGGCUUCGCUGGCCCCCCUACCCUGAUAACCAUUCGCUCAGAGCCCCAUCCCACGCAUGGCCCCUUUCUCACGUCUGCCCGGCCCCUGGAGUCUGUCCACCCUGAUGACAAGAUGGCUCAUCACACACUGCUCUUGGGGUCUGGCCGUGUUGGUCUUCGGAACCUGGGUAAUACGUGCUUCCUGAAUGCCGUGUUACAGUGUCUGAGCGGCACACGACCACUUCGAGACUUUUGUCUUCGGAGAGACUUUCGGCAAGAGGUGCCUGGUGGGGGCCGGGCCCAACAAGAACUUACUGAAGCCUUUGCAGAUGUGCUGGGAGCUCUGUGGCAUCCUGACUCCUGUGAAGCUGUGAACCCUACACGUUUCCGCACCGUCUUCCAGAAAUAUGUCCCUUCCUUCUCCGGAUACAGCCAGCAGGAUGCCCAGGAGUUCCUGAAGCUCCUCGUGGAGCGGCUACAUCUAGAGAUCAACCGGAGGGGCCGCCGUGCCCCACCCAUCUUGGCUGAUACCCCAGCCCCCUCUCGACGAGGGGGGGCCCUCCUUGAAGAGCCUGAGCUGAGUGACGACGAGCGAGCCAAUCUCAUGUGGAAGCGUUACUUGGAUCGAGAGGACAGCAAAAUCGUGGACCUGUUUGUUGGCCAGUUGAAAAGUUGCCUCAAGUGCCAGGCCUGUGGGUAUCGAUCCACGACCUUUGAGGUUUUUUGCGACCUGUCCCUGCCUAUCCCUAAGAAAGGGUUUGCUGGGGGGAAUUGUUUCAGCCUCUUCACCAAGGAGGAAGAAUUGGAGUCAGAGAAUGCCCCGGUGUGUGACAGAUGUCGGCAGAGAACACGAAGCACCAAGAAGCUAACUGUGCAGAGAUUCCCUCGGAUCCUUGUGCUUCACCUGAAUCGGUUUUCUGCAUCUCGAGGCUCUAUUAAAAAAAGCUCUGUUGGUGUUGACUUCCCCCUACAGCGACUGAGCCUAGGGGACUUUGCCAGUGAUAAAGCUGGGAGUCCUGUGUACCAGCUGUAUGCCCUUUGCAACCACUCGGGCAGUGUCCACUAUGGUCACUACACAGCCCUCUGCCGGGGCCAGACUGGUUGGCAUGUCUACAAUGACUCUCGUGUCUUCCCUGUCAGUGAAAAACAAGUGGCAUCCAGUGAGAGCUACGUGCUAUUCUACCAGCUGAUGCAGGAGCCGGCGCGGUGCCUGUGA
Messenger RNA from Dromiciops gliroides (monito del monte), 1725 nucleotides. RefSeq names its product ubiquitin carboxyl-terminal hydrolase 21-like. Gene Ontology annotation, cellular component: cytoplasm. The transcript has a single exon. Bases 52 to 1725 code for a protein of 557 amino acids. Gene Ontology annotation, molecular function: cysteine-type deubiquitinase activity. Gene Ontology annotation, biological process: protein deubiquitination. The record is from RefSeq and is a predicted model, not a curated record. NCBI's taxonomy places the organism in Eukaryota, Metazoa, Chordata, Mammalia, Microbiotheria, Microbiotheriidae.